This is a messenger RNA of Symphalangus syndactylus (siamang), 2002 nucleotides long. RefSeq lists its product as uncharacterized. Lineage: Eukaryota; Metazoa; Chordata; Mammalia; Primates; Hylobatidae. The record is from RefSeq and is a predicted model, not a curated record.
AUGGCCACGCCAGGUGGCCUCGCCCUGUGCUUCCUGAGCUGCCACCUGGUGUGGAGUCAGGAGAGUCCUCUAUCUCCCUCCAGGAAGAUGCUCACCAGGCCUAGAACACCAGGAGUCGGCAGAGGGCCACCCUCAUCCAGCUACAGUGAAGAAAUCACCUCCUGCAGUAACCGCUGCACAUGGCACCACGGCUGGCCUGCCGUGAAUCCGCCCCUGCAGGUCGUAUGGGGAGCCCAGGCUGAGGCACUGGGCACCAACGUGAGACGCCAGGGGUCCCUGUGCCUGCUGGUAGCCUCAGGCCUGUACUGCAAACCUUCACCUCGGCAGUCUAAUGGGUGUUGUGCGAGUCUUACAAACCCAAGCACAUGGCGACGAACCACACAUCGCAAUACUAGCGGGGUGGGGCAGCACGCACCUGCUGACAGGUGGCCUCACUCAUCCUUCUCCUGUGGAAGGCGCAGGAGCCAGGCUGGGAAAGACCCUGAGGCUGGACCUGGUCGGAUCUGCGUCCCUGCAGGAACCCACUGUCGCUGCCCCUGCCCAACGCCCGCCCGCCCGCCCACGGUGGCAGCAACAGGUGAUGGGCCCGUGCAGGUGGGAAACCGAUUUUCCUCUCAGCUGCUCGCCCUCCGGAGGCAGCUGGCCCAAAAGAGGGGCAUCGGGCGUCCUCCUCCACACAGCCUUAGAGGGGGAGGUCGGCACCAGCAUCUUUCCCACGCUCCUGGCAGAUGCGCCCACGACUUCUACCCGGGAUGCCCGAGCAUCCGUCGGGCCAGCGCCAGUCGCGCGCGCCAGAAGCGUUUACUCGUGGCGAUCCCCGGCGCGGAAGCCCGACUACGAAGCUGCGGCAUCGCAGGCGCCGCCUCAGGCCCCCACCCGCUUCCCCCCGGGUUUGCGGACGGAGCUGGCGCCUCUGAAGGCGGAGGCGAGGGCCCCGCUCCUUCACCGCUCUUGCCCCUCCGCGGGAGCCGCCGGCCUUCACGUGGGAGGUCACGUGGGAGGUCACGUGGGUGGCCUGUCAAGUGCCCGGAGACGCCUUCGCGCGCAGCCCCGGCCCUCACGGGGGCGCGCAGUCCGAGCAUGCGCAGCAGGAGGCGCGAGCUGUCCAUAGCGCGGCGGGGCGGGAGACCUCCCUCCCACCCCGAUCCCGCCGGCCUCCCUCCCACCCCGAUCCCGCCGGCCUCCCUCACACCCCGAUCCCCGCCGGCCUCCCUCCCACCCCGAUCCCGCCCCUCACACCCCGAUCCCGCCCCUCACACCCCGAUCCCGCCGGCCUCCCUCACACCCCGAUCCCGCCCCUCACACCCCGAUCCCGCCCCUCACACCCCGAUCCCGCCGGCCUCCCUCACACCCCGAUCCCGCCCCUCACACCCCGAUCCCGCCCCUCACACCCCGGCCCCGCCGGCCUCCCUCACACUCGGAUCCCGCCGGCCUCCCUCCCACCCCGGCCCCAGCCGCCCUCCCUUGGCGCUCGGGACGCUGGGGCCGGGUCCGAGCACGCGAGGGCUGAGCAGCCCGCGCCUCUCCUUAGGAAACCCAGUGAGACGCUGGGUAUUCGAAUGUGGUUGCCGGGGAACGGGCGGUGCCCACACCCCCCGCGCUCGGAGAACUCCCCAGUCCCGCCUGAAACGAACGCGUGCCCUAAAGUGCGGGCUGCAGGCUCUGCCGCUUGACGCGGCAAUGAUUGAAGGUGUAAUGAGACAUCGUGGUACUGAAAUCAACAAAUUCGUGGGUGUGUCUGCGGCCAGCCCAGUGUGUGUCCUGCUGACUGGACCAGCUGUGGUUUUCCUGUCUGUGACCUUCAGCUUCCUUCUGCGUCUUUGCUUUCUGUUUGGUGUGUUCUCUCAUAAUGUCUGUAUCGUCAUUUUCAUUCUCCAUAUUUUUUUAGUUACGAUGAUUCUUUUCCUUCAUGGUUUUGACCAUUAGUGUUUUUAAUUUCUGUUGUGAUACAGUACUUUGUCUUGAGCUCCACAAUUGUGAAAUAAAACAACAAUACACUGGC